CCACACCGAGACUGAGAGAGUUGUGGCCUCACCAUAGUUGACCCUGUAGAAACUACACAAACUGAGAGCUAUAAUGGCGGCGGCUGCUUUUUCCGAUUGCUGUCUUCUUCUACCUCGUACCUGCGCCGAGAAACCUCAGCUUUUCUCUUUCUCGCGCGGCAGAAUCACGUAUUCGCCUCCUCUGCCAACUAAAAUAUCUGCUUCUCUAUCAUUCACCCAACCUCGAGGCUUUGGUUUCGCCAUCGAGGGGGAUCGGAAGCGUUCAGGUUUUGCACAGACUUCUGCCGUUCGUCAGUUGACUGGUUCUUUAACCUCUGCUGAGGGCCUCCGAUUUGCUAUUGUGGUGGCUCGAUUCAAUGAAAUUAUCACGAAGCCACUUUUGGAGGGAGCACUGGACACUUUCAAGAGAUACUCUGUCAGAGAAGAAGAUGUUGAUGUUGUCUGGGUUCCUGGUAGUUUUGAAAUAGGUGUGGUUGCAGAGAAGCUUGGAAAGUCGAGAAAAUAUCAAGCAAUCUUGUGUAUUGGUGCUGUGGUUAGAGGCGAUACUACUCAUUAUGAUGCUGUUGCUAAUUCAGCAGCAUCAGGAGUGCUUUCUGCAGGUCUCAAUUCAGGUGUUCCUUGCAUAUUUGGUGUUUUGACAUGCGACGACAUGGAACAGGCCAUAAAUCGUGCUGGGGGCAAGUCUGGCAAUAAAGGUGCUGAAGCGGCUUUGACAGCUAUUGAGAUGGCAUCUCUCUUUGAGCACCACCUAAAGACUUUACAAUAGGCGGGCUCUUUCCAUCUCACUCUUUAAGGGAAGGAUAUAUGUGGCUGCUAGGCAUGUAUUGCCUUCAUGCGAUGACAACUUUCUAUUCUUCUCUUUGAUUUCUUGUCCCAGAAUAAAGUAUGAACUGAGGAAAUCCAUAUUUUAUGAAUGCAGUUUCCAGUUUGAAUGGAAGAGAAACAUUUUGAGAAUAUAUCUGAGUUUCUAGUUUCAGUA
Molecule: messenger RNA, 979 nt
Organism: Ipomoea triloba (trilobed morning glory)
Lineage: Eukaryota; Viridiplantae; Streptophyta; Magnoliopsida; Solanales; Convolvulaceae
Product: 6,7-dimethyl-8-ribityllumazine synthase, chloroplastic
Exons: 8
Coding region: 74-766 (230 amino acids)
Biological process (GO): riboflavin biosynthetic process
Cellular component (GO): intracellular anatomical structure; riboflavin synthase complex
Molecular function (GO): 6,7-dimethyl-8-ribityllumazine synthase activity
Source: RefSeq, a predicted model, not a curated record